CUGUUGGGGCGUAACUAGUAUAAAGCGUCGACAGCCUACGGAAAUCUAAGCGAGCGGAAACGGUUGGCUACCCAGGGAAAGUCUCGGGGCAGGGAUAACCCUCUGCCAGCUUUAGGGCAACCUGGCAUUCAGUCCAAGAAGGUGAAACCCGCCCGGGGGCCCUGUAAUUCCGCCGUUGCGCUGCCAGUGGCGGUAUAACCAGUGAGUCUGUGGUGGCAAUGGCAGCUACAGGGCCCAUAACGAAACUCCUUAGGGAGGAGGUGCUUGUUGUAAAGUGGGUUACUGUCGGGUUAGAGCCGGGGAGUCGGCCAAGAAAAGAGUCGAAGGAUUUGCUAGCAGUGCGGGGCGGUUAUGGGCGGGCGGGAGGCGCGCUGUCGGAACGUGCUCAAAGGACGGCGCGCGAGACGCUUCAUCUGCGCUGUGGAACUGUCCUGAGCUGCUACGUUGCUGCGGAGAGUCCAUCUCCGAGGUAGACCAAGCUGCGGGACAAGACGGGUCGCUCGAGGUCUGGAAUUGCAGAUCGAGAAGUAGGUUCCGUUAGGGUGCUAGACUUCUCAACUCUGCAGGACGCCUCUCAGCGAUCAGUUGGCGCAAGCAUUUAUUAUCGUCCUUGGUUCACGAACUUUUGCAAGAAGCCGAGGAAACAAGGUCAUUGGAUAGUCACCGUAUGCUGGGUCACUGCCAACCAACUAGUGGGAGGGUCAGUGGCGAAUAUAGGAGGUAGAACCAAAAGUGAAAUUUAGUGCUAACCAUAAGAUGGCGAGUUCGUACGCGAGUUGUCCGUGUUGAGCUGUUUAGGAAGUUGUUCACCACAAUCAUUGGAC
This is a messenger RNA of Klebsormidium nitens, 824 nucleotides long. NCBI's taxonomy places the organism in Eukaryota, Viridiplantae, Streptophyta, Klebsormidiophyceae, Klebsormidiales, Klebsormidiaceae. The record is from the annotation of a GenBank genome assembly.